UUUUUCAUAGUUCUAAUCGAAAUGUCGAUUUCUAAGAAUUCAAAAAUGUUAAACCUGAUAAAUUACCGACUCCGCAUAACUCUUGCGGAUUCGCGCGUAUUAACGGGUCAAAUGCUUGCCUUUGACAAACAUAUGAAUCUUGUUUUGGCAGAUUGUGAAGAAUUCAGAAAGAUUAAACCGAAAAGUGGGUCAAAAGUUCCCCAGGGCCAACCUGAACAAGAAGAAAAACGAACAUUAGGUUUGGUUAUUCUAAGAGGAGAAACCAUUAUUAGUCUGAGUGUGGAAGGUCCACCACCACCAAGUGCCGAUGAUUCGAAAACUAAAUUAGCUCAGUUACCAGGUGGUACUGGAAUAGGUCGACCAGCAGGUAGAGGGUUGCCAGUAGCUCCACCAGGUGUUGCUCCAGCGGGUAUCAAUCUAUCAAUUCUUACAUAUGUAUGAUUUAUAAUUUUAAGUUAUAAUACAUAACUAUUCUUUCUUAAACUUAGGACUAACUGGUCCUGUACGCGGUGUGGGUGGGCCAGCUCCCGGAAUGAUGCAGCCAAGAGGAGGUGCGCCAGCAGCUGCAGCUGCUCCAAUAUCGUAUGGUCGGCCACCAAUUCCAGGACAGAUGCCUCCUGCAAUGCCACCGGGUAUGGCACCUAGACCAGGUAUGCCUCCUGUUAUGGGUGGUAUGCCACCAGCUGG
Molecule: messenger RNA, 687 nt
Organism: Rhizophagus irregularis DAOM 181602=DAOM 197198
Lineage: Eukaryota; Fungi; Glomeromycota; Glomeromycetes; Glomerales; Glomeraceae
Source: RefSeq, a predicted model, not a curated record